AGAGGCCCUCAGAAGUCUGACAGCCCAGCAGAGUCCGAUAUACCCUCAGCCCUGGAACAGGAGUCUCAGCAAGAGGACUAAGUGGGAGCAACCCAGCCUUCCAUCCUGACUACUCUCAGGAGAGAUGGCACCAGCCAGACCAGGAGGAUUCUUGCUGCUCCUGCUGCUGGGACUGUGGGUGGCUGAGACCCCAGUCAGUGCCAAGCCCAAGCACAUGACCUCAUCUCAGUGGUUUGAAACUCAGCAUGUGCAACACAACACAAAAGCAUGCAACUCAGCUAUGGGUCACAUCAACAACUCCACAAAACACUGCAAAAACCUCAACACCUUCCUGCAUGAAUCCUUCUCCAGUGUGGCCACCACCUGCCAGACCCCCAACAUAACCUGCAAGAACAGCCAUGAAAACUGCCACCAGAGCCCAGGCCCUGUGUCCCUCACCACAUGUGAACUCACCUCAGGGAAGUACCCAAACUGCAGGUACAAAAAGAAGCAUCUGAAUGCUCCUUACGUAGUGGCCUGUAACCCUCCCCAAAGAGGGGACUCUGGGAAACUCCUGCUGGUUCCUGUGCACUUGGAUGAAGUCCUUCAUGUUUCCAGACUUCCUGACUCUUUGAUUGACUCUUGAUUCCUCCUCCAGGCCUCUGCACCACUCCUUCUUGGCUCCUUCUCCAUCCAGAGUGUUCUUUUCCCUUCAUCUCUGAGGACUCUUCCUGGUUUGGGCUCUUUGGAGAAGCUGACAGGGAGCUGAGGUUGACACGUUAGUGGUCUGAGAUUCUAGGAGAUG
This is a messenger RNA of Sciurus carolinensis (gray squirrel), 784 nucleotides long. RefSeq names its product ribonuclease 8-like. NCBI's taxonomy places the organism in Eukaryota, Metazoa, Chordata, Mammalia, Rodentia, Sciuridae. Gene Ontology annotation, biological process: defense response to Gram-negative bacterium; defense response to Gram-positive bacterium; defense response to fungus. Gene Ontology annotation, molecular function: RNA nuclease activity; nucleic acid binding. The record is from RefSeq and is a predicted model, not a curated record. Bases 125 to 625 code for a protein of 166 amino acids. The transcript has 2 exons.